This is a messenger RNA of Penicillium pulvis, 1698 nucleotides long. RefSeq names its product FAD-binding oxidoreductase. The record is from RefSeq and is a predicted model, not a curated record. Gene Ontology annotation, biological process: lactate catabolic process. Gene Ontology annotation, cellular component: mitochondrion. The transcript has 4 exons. Gene Ontology annotation, molecular function: FAD binding; D-lactate dehydrogenase (cytochrome) activity; D-lactate dehydrogenase (NAD+) activity. The coding region runs from base 1 to 1698 and encodes 565 amino acids. NCBI's taxonomy places the organism in Eukaryota, Fungi, Ascomycota, Eurotiomycetes, Eurotiales, Aspergillaceae.
AUGAGAGCGACCUUCAAAGUCCCUCGGGGCUUCUCCACUCCCCGCAUACCCCAUUGCCGACCCCGGAUCUCCCAAUCACACCUCCAGUCCAGAGGGCGUCGAGCAAAUAGCUCAAUUUCUGAGACCAGUAGCACCCAAAAAAGCUCUUCGAGAUCUGGGUCAUCCCCGAAGCCGCCUUUCUGGACUCCCGCGCGAGCACUUCUUGUCUCCGCAUUUGCUGCGGGGUUGGGUUACGGCUUUGCCUCGUACAACCAGGCACCACAACCGGCAACCAAAGCGCAGUAUGGAUCAUUGAAAGAGUUUGAGAAGGCAAUCGCGGAAUUGAGAGCGAAGCUAGGCGAGGAUGCCAUUAGCACCGAUGAAGGCGACCUUCAAUCGCACGGAUACUCAGAGUGGUCAACUCUCAAUGCCGAUCGUCUUCCGGUCGCGAUCGCAUACCCGACAUCGACCGAGCAGGUCUCGGAGAUUGCAAAAGUCUGCAAUAAGUACCGAAUGCCCAUGAUCCCUUACUCUGGCGGUUCUAGUCUGGAGGCCAAUUUCUCCGCGCCAUACGGCGGAAUGACCAUCGAUUUCGCUAUGAUGAAUAAAAUCUUGACGAUCCACGAAGAUGAUCUAGAUAUCGUUGUGCAGCCUUCUAUCCAGUGGAUGGACCUGAAUGAGGAGAUCAAGCAUACGGGUCUGUUCUUCCCUGUGGAUCCCGGUCCAUCUGCCAUGAUUGGUGGGAUGGUUGGUACCAACUGCAGUGGAACAAACGCGGUGCGAUACGGGACCAUGAAGGACUGGGUAAUCAAUCUCACUGUUGUUCUCGCCGAUGGCCGGAUUAUCAAGACUCGCAGACGACCACGGAAGACAUCCGCUGGGUAUAAUCUCACCGGCAUGUUUGUCGGCUCGGAGGGAACGUUGGGAAUUGUGACGGAGGCCACAUUGAAGUUGACUCCUAUUCCUGAACAAACCCGAGUCGGGGUGGUAGCCUUCCCCACUAUCCGGGACUGUGCUGCUACUGCGAUGCAGUUGAUCAAAAAGAAUAUUCCCGUGCAAUGUAUGGAGAUCUUGGAUGAUGUGCAAAUGGAUGUGAUUAAUCGCGCGGGUGGGACUGGGCGCUCGUGGAAUGUUGCUCCUACGCUUUUCUUCAAGUUCUCUGGGACUAAGGCUGGUGUCGCUGACAGUGUCGAUCUAACGACGAUACUCGCUAAGAGCAACAAUGCUUCAUCUGUUGAGUUUGCCAAAGAUGAGAAAGAAGCUCAUGAUCUUUGGUCGGCGCGUAAGCAGUCGCUUUGGAGUAUGAUGUCGCUUCGUCCGGAAGGCUCUGAUGUCUGGUCGACGGAUGUGGCUGUGCCUAUAUCCAGAUUACCUGAGAUCAUCGAAAUCUCUAAAAAGGAACUGGUCGACCUUGGUCUGUUUGCCAGUAUCCUGGGACACAUUGGCGACGGAAACUUCCACGCUAGUAUCAUGUUCGAUCGUCAAGACCCAGAUCAGAAGGAACGGGUUGAGAAAGUGGUUCACGAUAUGGUAGAUCGCGCUCUCGAGAUGGAGGGCUCAUGCACGGGUGAACAUGGUGUUGGUCUUGGUAAAAAGGGAUCACUGAAGAAGGAACUCGGAGAGGACACCAUUGAUAUAAUGCGUGGGAUCAAGCGAUCCCUUGACCCACAUUGGCUCCUAAACCCUGGUAAAAUUUUUGAUUUGGAGAGGGAUCCUUGA